Molecule: messenger RNA, 1636 nt
Organism: Salarias fasciatus (jewelled blenny)
Lineage: Eukaryota; Metazoa; Chordata; Actinopteri; Blenniiformes; Blenniidae
Gene: samm50
Product: SAMM50 sorting and assembly machinery component
Exons: 15
Coding region: 121-1530 (469 amino acids)
Biological process (GO): mitochondrial respiratory chain complex assembly; protein insertion into mitochondrial outer membrane
Cellular component (GO): outer membrane
Source: RefSeq, a predicted model, not a curated record
GCCUCCUUAUAGGGAGCUUCCUCGUCUCUCUCCGGUUACUUGUAGGUUAAAUUAGUUAGUAUUUUUCCGUCUCGGAGUUUUGCUGUUAUUUAACGGGGACAGCGCCCUGAGGAGCUCAGCAUGGGCACCGUCCAUGCCCGGAGCCUGGACCCUCUGCCCAUGCACGGGCCAGAGUUGGGACUUCAGGCCGAUGAUAUCGAAGCUCCAGGGAUUGAACAGGACCCGAAGCAAGAAGUUCUUGAGAACAAAAAUGUUGUGGUUCAGCGAGUGCACAUAGACGGGCUCGGGAGAACCAAAGAAGAUCUCCUGACUUACGAAAUCGCUGAGGUUUUCCGGGCAAAGAACCUCAUUGAUGUGAUGCGAAAGUCUCACGAAGCCCGACAGAAGCUGCUCCGCCUCGGCAUCUUCAGGAAAGUAGAGGUCGUUAUUGACACAUCAAGAGGUGAGGACGCUCUUCCUAAUGGCCUUGACGUGACCUUCGAGGUCACGGAGUUGAGACGUAUGACAGGCAGCUACAACACUAUGGUUGGAAACAAUGAAGGGAGCAUGGUACUGGGCCUGAAGUUGCCGAAUGUAUUAGGCCGAGCAGAAAAAAUGACAUUCCAGUUCUCCUAUGGCACCAAAGAGACGUCCUAUGGUCUGUCCUUCUUCAAGCCCCAACCAGGACAUUUUGAACGCAAUAUCACGCUCAACGUGUACAAAGUAACUGGACAGUUCCCUUGGAGUUCUUUAAGGGAGACGGAUCGAGGCAUCUCUGCAGAACUGAGUUUUCCUGUGUGGAAGACCAGCCAGACGCUGAAGUGGGAGGGUGUGUGGAGGGAGCUGGGCUGUCUGGCUCGCACAGCCUCGUUCGCCGUCCGAGAGGAGAGUGGACACUCCCUCAAGUCCUCACUUUCGCAUGCGAUGGUCAUUGACACGAGGAACUCCUCCAUCCUUCCCAGGAGAGGCGGCCUGCUGAAGAUCCACCAGGAACUUGCUGGUUACACUGGGGGAGAUGCAAGUUUCCUGAAGGAGGACUUUGAGAUCCAACUCAAUAAGACUCUCUUCUGGGACUCUGUCCUUUCUGCCUCAUUGUGGGGUGGUCUUCUUCUACCCAUUGGUGAAAAGCCAACAAGCAUCGCAGACAGGUUCUACCUUGGCGGUCCCACCAGCAUCAGGGGAUUCAGCAUGUACAGCAUGGGCCCACAGAGUGAAGGGGACUACUUGGGAGGAGAGGCGUACUGGGCAGGAGGCGUCCACCUCUACACGCCUCUGCCCUUCAGGCCGGGCAGAGGAGGCUUCGGUGACCUCUUCAGAACUCACUUCUUCCUUAAUGCCGGAAACCUGUGUAACCUCAACUAUGGUGAGGGGCCACAAGCACAUUUGAAGAAACUGGCAGAAUGCUUGCGCUGGUCUUAUGGACUGGGCAUUGUGCUGCGUUUGGGAAACAUUGCCAGGCUGGAACUCAACUACUGCAUUCCUAUGGGAGUCCAGAGUGGAGACAGGAUAUGUGAUGGAGUCCAGUUUGGAGCAGGGAUUAGAUUUUUGUGAAACCACAUUUAUUAUGUUCCAGAUACAUUGUACUGAAAGUUGAAACUGCUUGUACAGAAUUAUUGUAGCACCAUACUAGUUCAAUAAAAUAGAUUACAAACACUUU